Drosophila subobscura is the source of this 705-nucleotide messenger RNA. Its product is annotated as protein Mabiki. The record is from RefSeq and is a predicted model, not a curated record. NCBI's taxonomy places the organism in Eukaryota, Metazoa, Arthropoda, Insecta, Diptera, Drosophilidae. The transcript has a single exon. Bases 32 to 703 code for a protein of 223 amino acids.
GUGACACAGCGAACAGAACACCAUCAGCAGAAUGCAGUCCAAUCAAGUCUAUCGCCACAAGAAGUUCGAUUUUGGGCGUUCAUCGGCAGAGAAAGCCGAUUUGCUCCUCAAAGAAGAGCUCAUCUCCCGCACUGGAACGCCCUGCAGCAGUCGCAGCGCCUACGAUGAGUGGGAAGAGAGCAGCACCAGCCACUGUUCCAGUGAGUAUGGAGGCCACUUUCUGCCGCUGGCCAAGCGCCGACGACUCGACACCUCUACCACAGCAUCCUCCUCGCAUUCUCUAACCUCGAUCAGUGCGGCCGCUCUGCAAAACAUCUGCAAGUAUCACGGCAACAUGGUACGAAAGUUCCCCAAGAAGGAGCGCACGCCCAAGGAUCAGGAGCGGCGAAACAAGAACACCAUUGCCUGCCGCAUGAGUCGGCGCGUCAAGAAGCUGGAGCAUCUGGCCAUCGAGGAGCAGUACAACGAAUUCUCCAGCCAGCACCUCAAAAUAGCCGAGCAGAGCAUGCGAGCCUGUGUCUAUCUUAAUCACCUCCAGCAGCUGGUCCAGCAGGAGUCCAAGGAAGCAGCAACGGCAACAACCCAGCCGCCCCAGAAGAUUCCCACGCCUGCGAAGAACUUCAGCAUCGAAUAUCUGAUCGGAGCGAUGCAACGGGAGCAGUGUAGCUACUCCGAGGGCAAUUCCCCCUUAAUCACUGUGUGAUU